UGAGAGCGGGAGGCGGAGCGUCACAGUCGUCGGUGAGGCGGCUCAGAAGAAGCCGCCGGCCUAGGCUGUAUUGGGCAGGACGAAGGGAAAAGAGCGCGACAACGGCAUACCCGCAACAUGGUGUCGUCUAUCAUCUCCCGAGCCGUUGUGUUGGUAUUUGGAAUGCUGUAUCCUGCAUAUUACUCAUACAAAGCUGUAAAGACAAGAAAUGUGAAGGAAUAUGUGCGAUGGAUGAUGUAUUGGAUUGUGUUUGCGCUUUAUACUGUCACUGAAACAAUAGCAGACCUCAUGAUCUCUUGGUUUCCUCUGUACUACGAGUUGAAGAUUGCUUUUGUUAUUUGGUUGCUCUCUCCAUAUACUAGGGGAGCAAGUUUAAUAUAUAGAAAGUUUCUCCAUCCUCUUCUUUCCUCGAAAGAGAAGGAGAUUGAUGAAUAUAUUGUGCAAGCCAAAGAACGUGGGUAUGAAACAAUGGUUAAUUUUGGCAAACAAGGCUUAAAUCUAGCUGCUACAGCAGCAGUGGUUGCAGCUGCAAAGGGUCAAGGGGCAAUAACUGAAAAGUUGAGGAGUUUCAGUAUGCAGGACCUAACUGCUAUACAAGGUGAUGAACCAGUGGGACAGCGGCCCUACCAGACAUUACCUGAUACCAAAAGGAGAGGCAAAAGCUCCAACACCAGUGAAAACCUAGGUUACAGUAUUCCAGUGAAAAAUGAUUCUGAAGAUGAUAAAACAGAUGAGGAGAGGGAAGGGACCUACUCAGAAGAUGAGAUGUUUACUCAGAGAGGUCUCCGGAGAACACAAAGCAUGAGAUCUGUAAAAACAAUCAAAGGUCGCAAAGAGAUGCGGUACGGCUCAUUAAAAUACAAGGUGAAAAGAAGACCACAAGUGUACUUCUGAGUGAUCUUCUCAACUUAUCUUAACUCAAACUAUUAUCAGUUGACUCCUGCGGGCCGCUGUAGGCCUGGGCCUGUGUGUACGGUUUUCCUGUUCUCUUGAAAUGUCUCACUUACGUCUGAGUGAUUUUCCUGGUUACUGAAGAGAAAGGGAAACAUCUGUUGUGAACAGAGCUCUGCGUGCAUAUCUGAGUUACUGGCCACUGUGCUGUGCAUUUAUACAUACCAAAAAAAACAAUCAUGGUGGUUGGAAUUUAUUGCUUUAAAGGGCAGAUCAUGAUAUGUUUAGACUCGGGUGUUUAAAACUAAUUGCUAAUAUGGAUAGGUAGCACUUUAGGCUCCUGUGCUUUAUAAAACCAUAUAAUUUAAAAACUGACAAUUAGAUAUUAAUUGUGACUUUUAUGGAUGAACGUUUUUAAUGCUUGUUUGAUGUUUAACGCUUAAUGAAAAUGAUGCACUUCUGAAUUUCUUACUAUAACUCCAAAGUUUAUACUUGAAUACAUUAUAUUUCAUGGUAUCUUAAAAUGCUUAAAAAUCCAGGAAUGAAGAAAUUAGCCUGAUGGAAAUAGGAAUAAUUAGUAGUUAGCCUUCAUAAUGACUUGGAUCCAAAGAUUCAAAAGUUCAUGCAAGUAGUUUCUGCUGUGCAGUAAACUGGGUCUUUGAAACAAAUAGCCAGUCUCUACAUCAUGACAGUCUGGUUUUUAAACUUUCCUCAUUGCUGAAUGAAAUGGGGAAGCUGCUUAGUCAAAGGACUGUUUUGGCUCACAGAGCUUGUUUUGAUGGUCCUUUUGACGUCUAUGCUUUGCUGUGCAAUAAUAAUAUGGAUGUAAUUAGUGCAUUCAGCCUGUUUGAUUGCUCAGUAUAUUGCCUUGCCCAUUUCUGUACAAUAUCACACAUACUGAUUUUCAGGGCUAUGGGAAUUUUUAUGCAUUUACUUUUUUUAUCCACUGUUCACCAUAAAGCAUAAAAAUGUGUUUUAUGCCAAGACAGACUAUUAUUUCAUCCAGCUCCGAGUGGUUUAUUUUAGUUGGCAGUAUCUCUCAGCUGUUCCAGAAAAUAAUCUUUACCAGCCUCGGAUUGAGUGUAAGGACGUAAGUGUUUGCAAUACCAAAUAAUACUAUUUUGUAUUUAUUUUCUACUGUGCAUCUGUGAGGAUGCAGGCAAAUAAGAUGGACCAGGUUCCUUUUUCUUGGGAUUAAAAGUCCAGAAUGCAUAAAAUGGAAUUGGAGGAUAAGUUCAAAGACCCCAGAAUCCAUCUUAGAAUUCAUAGUUAUAUUGUGUCCUGUCGUGGAGACUUCAGACUUAAUACCCAAAACAAUACAUGACCACACAACCCUCAUAUCCUAAAUUCACUUGUUUCUUCUCUGGCGCUCUCUGUGAUUUUUCAAUGUUAGUUUUUAAAAUCUUGCAUUUGUUUUCAUCUUUGUUUGCUUGUGUAGCCAUUUGUUUGUGUAAAACAUUGCUAAAGACUUUAUGUUUAGGCCAUGCCCAGAACUGAAAGCCAUAUUAGCUGUACAGAAAACUGGAUCAUCUAUAUAAAGAAAAAUGUAAAUGUCCAUUUGUGAGGGACCCUGUGUCUCUCAAACUAUUUCACUGAUUGCUUCGAAAUUUGGACAUAUUGUAGCAUUCGAACUAGCAAGUGUUUUAAGAUAUUCUCAUACCUACUAUUAUACACAUGUCACAGAGACAGCUUAAAUAAUGCUUUGGUUCAGAAACAGCACUAUCUGCUGGACAACCAAGCAACAGUCGCUGUACUACAUACAACUGUUUAAGGAAGGAGGAGAAGGGCGUGCAGAGACAGUGAGGGCUGAAGCAAAACUGGAAGUGGCGGGGGAAAAGGAAGGGAGGAAGGUAGUGGAGGGGAAGAAGGGCCUUUCCAACCUCCUUGGAGAUGGGCCACAACGGGAAUUGCCUCCAAGACAACAGCAGAGGCGGAGGAGGCCUAUAGGGAGGCCUGAGAGGUAAGGGAAGGGAGACAUUUAGUAACAGCCUCCUUGUGCCUCAGCAGGAGCAACAUUUUGGAGCCACUAACAAGAACUACAGCAACAAGAAUAGGAGGAGGCACUGGGUUGCUCCCUGAGAGGGGCCUAUAGCCUCCCCCUUAACGAAAAUAACAUGGGGGCAUAGCCUACAAGAAAGCCACGCCCCCUGUCAUUCUCCCCAAGGGGAGAGCAGAGAGAGAAAGAUAUCUAUAUUCAUUUACACUCAGGAGCAAUCUUUAGAAUUCUGCAGUUUACAUCUAGAAAAGGAUUGCUUCUCGCAUAGACAAUAAUAUGUUGCAUGUUCCAGAGUCGCCAAACUAGACAGUCUCUAUAUCUGCAGACAGUGGAACAACCACAAAUAUUGCCUACCCACAAUCAUUAUGGAUAUAUAUAUAUAUAUAUAUAUAUAUAUAUAUAUAUAUAUAUAUAUAUAUAUAUGGACCCUGCUCUUUCUCUAUCCUUUCUUUUCCAUUGAGCCAGACUGGGCCACAGCAACACAUGGCCGGGUACAGCUAGUUGGGCUAAUAUAAAUGUCUUCUGUGUGUUAGACCAGCAUAAUCUGUAGAGCCUGUUUUCAUUUGAUACAUUUCUGUGAUGUCCUUUAUACUCUUUUCAGAGCAGCAUUUUGAAAUGCUAAUGGUUACUUUAGUAUCACUACUUAAAGGCUGACUUACAAAUGCCACUCUUCCUAGAUGCCUGAAUGUGACUCACCGUUCUUGUUGGGUAAAUCUUCUGAUCUCUUGGGAUAACCAGGAGUUUUAAUAUUGGCAUCUGGAUGAAAAGAAUCAUGUUAAUCCUUUGGUUGUUAAAUUAUUUUUUAAAAGAAAAUAUCAUGAAAUGAGAUCCACAUUUUAAGGCUGAUCACAGUGCUGGAAUCUGAAUACUUGAAAAAAAGUUACUGUUAUAUCUCUUGGUACUAAGCUUUAACGUAAGAUAAAUAGAUUCCAGAAAAAUAUAGCUUUCUUAAUGCAUAGAAAUGUCCAAAUGGUUGACAGUAUAUAAGUGUUAACAGUAUAUAUAAGAGUUAACAUGCAUGUAGGAGUGUUCCUUCUGUAGAAAAGAAUUAACUAUUUCUCCUAAAAAUUAGAAGCUUGCCACAUUUUGGAAGCCCAAGUGCCUUUUUUCUCUAUACUGCUGCAAGCUUCAGAAAUAGAAUUCAAUAUUGUAGAAAGAAUGCUUGCCAUUACAUUUUACUGUAGCUGUUAAUGUGAUUACACUCAAUAUAAGGAGAAUAGAUUAAGAUAUAUGAAUCAGAGGAGAUAAACGAUCCCAGGAGUAUCUUUCACAAGGCUUGCUGUUUUGCAGAUGGUUAGUAAACAAAAUAUAGGCUAUUUUAAAUCUAGUUCUUUAGCAAGUUGAGAAUUUAGUUCUGUAACAGGAGUGGGUAAUUUGUGACCUACCAGAUAUUGACUAUGACUUGCAUGAUUUCUCAUCUUUGUCUAGGCCUGUGGUUCCCAACCUUUGGUCUGCUAGUUGUCUUGGACUUCAGUUCCCAUUAAUCCUAGCCAAUUUAUUAUUUGCUAGGAGUUGUGGGAGCUGAAGUCCAAAACACCAGGAGUAUCAAAGGUUGGUAACCACUGCUUUAGGCUAACUAAGACUGAUAGGAAAUGCACUCAGUCAGCAGGCAAUUGUUUCAACUAUACCUCUUCUAAAAGAACACAUCCUUGUUUUUAGUUUGCAUUUUAAUGCUGUAUUUUGAUUUUAAUCUGCUGCUGGAAAUCAGCAUUGUAAUAGGUCCUUUCCAGCUUGUGUCUUCCUUUUCACAAAUGAGUAAGCCAGGUAAUUUUAAAGGAUAUGGAAUAGGAAGCAGUUGUGUAAUGAUGGAUUCUAAUGCUUCAAUUUGUGAAUUUAUUCAAAAAAGAACCUUGCCAGAUGGGUUUGAGGGGAGGCAAGUUUAAAGUUUGCUUUGUACAUUUCAUCGUUAGUAUGCUGAUACGGUUCUCGCCAAAAUAUUGUAAUUAAUACUUAAAAACACUUAUGAGAGGAAAGCACCUAGGAGAGCUCUUGACUGGCCAGAUCUUCCUGGGCCAAUAACUUUUCUUUACCUUCUUGGAUUCAAACAGUGGCAAUGGAAAUACUAGAAUUUAAAAUGUAAUUUCUGGCAUGUACACUGUCAGAAAAUACACUAGAACUCUGUUGGGGAUACAUUCGAAGACCCCCCCCCCCCCAAGAUAAUAGUGAAUCCUAUACUUGGGCUGUAAGCAAACCACAGAAUUGCACUGGAGGACCUAGAGAAGCCCACAGAUACUUCUGGGGAUAUAUAUAUAUUUAAGUGUGGGUAAGUUAAACCUUGGAUAUUGAAUUGUGUAUAAGGUGGCUUUACUGUAAGGUAAUGUAGAAAAGAUAUGGGGCUUCCAUUAGGUCACUGUUAUAUAAAGUAUUAUGCAAUAACAGCAUAUGAAAAAGAAACAUUUUAAACUGUAUUCAAUUACUGCCUUCUACUUACCAGUUCUUACAGCUGGUAGUUUCAAUAUCUGGAUUCAUCUUAACUUUACAGACUGAAAGCUUUAAUAAUAAAUGGUCUGCUUGUUUACAUAUUUGUAAUAGAAAAAAGACUGAUGUUUUGUACUGAUAUUUCUUUACCUUUGUAAAUGCUAUUUUUGAAGAUGUAAGUGCUCUUUUUAUUUUAAAAAAAACAAUACUUAAUAAAUGAGCAUUCUCAAAA
Messenger RNA from Anolis carolinensis (green anole), 5537 nucleotides. RefSeq names its product receptor accessory protein 3 (gene reep3). The record is from RefSeq and is a predicted model, not a curated record. The transcript has 8 exons. The coding region runs from base 118 to 894 and encodes 258 amino acids. Gene Ontology annotation, molecular function: microtubule binding. Gene Ontology annotation, cellular component: endoplasmic reticulum membrane; cytoplasmic microtubule. NCBI's taxonomy places the organism in Eukaryota, Metazoa, Chordata, Lepidosauria, Squamata, Anolidae.